Molecule: messenger RNA, 826 nt
Organism: Drosophila takahashii
Lineage: Eukaryota; Metazoa; Arthropoda; Insecta; Diptera; Drosophilidae
Gene: mad2
Product: mitotic arrest deficient 2
Biological process (GO): mitotic spindle assembly checkpoint signaling
Cellular component (GO): nucleoplasm; cytoplasm; kinetochore
Source: RefSeq, a predicted model, not a curated record
UAGACCUCACUGUAUUUUUAAGACUUCAAAAAUAGCGGCAAUUUCGCAAUAAAUUUUGUCAAAUCGCGUUUAAAAUCCUUUAUAUUCGACAUGUCCACUGCCCAGGCAACCAAGAACUGCAUAACUCUCAAGGGUUCCGCUCAGAUAAUUGUGGAAUAUCUGAAGUACGGAAUCAAUUCUAUACUGUUCCAACGCGGAAUUUACCCUGCCGAAGACUUUGACAACACCCAGCAAUACGGACUCACCAUCCUGAUGUCCAAGGAUCCCAAGAUCCAGACUUUUCUGCAGAACGUACUCAGCCAAACGGAAGAAUGGCUCUCGAAGAACAUGAUCAACAAGAUCUCCAUGGUCAUCACCAAUGCCCACACCAAGGAGGUCCUCGAGUGCUGGGACUUCAAGAUGCAGGCCGAGUUGGGAGACGGCGACACGAGUGAUGCCACCAAACUCACGUCUUCGAAGGAACUAAGUCGCAUUCAGAACGAGAUUCGCGACGUGAUGCGCCAGAUUUCGGCCACCGUCAGCUAUCUUCCACUGCUCGACUGCAUCUGCACUUUCGACGUCAUGAUCCACACGCUCCAAAACACCGAACUCCCGGCCAAAUGGGACGAAACCGGUGCCAUUAUCAUCCAGAACUCCCAGGCCGUCCAGCUGCGCUCCUUCUCCACCGGACUCCACAAGGUGGACACCGUGGUCAACUACAAGAUGAGCUCCUAGCCGCCAGUCAAUCGUUUUAAAUAUUUAUUUCUUUUCUAUAUAUUUACAAUAGUGCGUAACGAACGUAACGUAUUUGAGAGUUGCAUUAAAAGCCAGUUGUGAAAAGCUAACA